CCUGAAGAUGGGUUUGUGUGAGUAUAUUGAAAUUUACUUAUAAAUCACAUUUAUGCGAGUUGCUUCAUGCUGACCGUUGUAAACUUUCGUUUAAACCUUACUAAGUUCCGUAAAUUCCUACCACUCAAGCUUAAGAACUUUCUGCACUUUAACGCGUUGAAGAAGUUUUAAUAUUACACAGGGCAAUCACAUUUACUAUUUAUAUUCAGGGGGUGAAAUAAGUAUUUGAUUACGCUAAUACAACUUUGUUCUGUUGUUUGCGACGCAUCAUAUUCAGUAUGCAGUUUUUCAAACAAUUUCUGAGAGACGUUUAGAAGCGUUACUGAAAUUCUAACAACUUUGGAAGCAAAUACUUUGCGAUUUGCUGUGAUCUACAAUGGGCAGCCCAAUAAAAACUCUUGAUCUCCGUAAAAAACCCUAGGUGCACAACUUGACAACUGUUUUCCGUCCAGUAUACGUCGUUAUGUAGGACUUAUUCUUUGUAUUCUGGAUUUAUUUUUUUUUGGACGAUAUCACUAUGGAUUUAAUUUCCUAAUUGAUAUUUACAAAUCCUUGGGUUUAUUCGCUUACAACUGCACACAAUCUGGUUGUAUGUACGACGAAGAUAUGUUUGGAAUCAGCUUUAACAUAUGGUUUGUUUCACAUUUGUGCCUCAUUACGUUGGCCGGAAUAUUUAUGGAUAGAGUUGGAUUGAGACCUUUAAAAUUGGUUUCGACGUUAAUGUAUGCUGCCGGUACUGUUAUGUUUGCUUUUACAACUGGCAAAGUGGCACCACUUUUCUUUACUGCUGGUGCUCUGGUUGCACUAAGUAGUAUAUGCAGCCUAAUUUGUAAUCAACAAAUUAGUUCAAUGUUCCCACAUUUUCGUGGAAUAUGCAUAUCACUUAUUUCCGGAGCCUUUGAUUCGAGUACAGUUGUAGCGUAUGCUGUAUCGAAAUAUCACCCCUAUUUUUCACUUCAGUGGUCAUUUAUAUCUUUAUCAAUAGGUUCAUUUAUUAUGGGUUUGUUCAUAGCAAUGUUCAUUCUCACUAUGAAGUCAGUAGAUAUGGAGAAAUUUGCAAAAACUGAAGUUACGAAAUCAGUUUUUCAGUCACGAGAAAGUUGUUUGGAAGAAUCAUCAUCAGUUGAUGUUGACAAAGAACUGUCGAAUGUGAUUAAUGAACGUUUCCCAACACUGAGAAAAUGCAUCUUUUCAGCUUCGUAUGCAUUGAUUAAUUUAUGGAUUACUCUUGGCUUAUUUCGUUUUGCCAUAUUCUUAAGUCAGUUAUACAGACAACUAGUUCAUUUGUUUCCAACAGAUAAGAAACUAGUUGAACAUCUGUUAGAAGUGUCUUCAGUUUUCUCAAUGUGCGGCUUUUUCGCAGCACCUGUUUCUGGAGUAAUUAUUGAUUUGUCUUUGAGGUGUUCACGUGAUAAAGUGGCAAAUAUACUGAUUAGUAACAAAUUCAAUGUAUCUAAUAGAAAAAUGUAUUAUAAUUACAUUUGUGGCUUAGUACCUGCGAUGACAAUAAUGUCCAUAUUUGCUGUUAUUUUAAGUACAAUGAUGUUUAUUCCCAACAUGGUUGCAAUUUAUACGGCAUUUGUCUGUUUAGUUAUUGUUCGAUCAUUAAUGUUUAGCGCAUAUGUCAGUUAUUUGUUGACAGGAUUUCCAAUACGUUAUUUUGGCACAUUAAAUGGUAUUUCAAGUGUCAUAUCUGGUUUAUUCAGUCUGUUACAACAUAUUUUUCUGCACACAAGCGGUACUGUGGCUAACUCAGUAUCGAUGGCAGCGUCUAUCGGUUUAUUUAUUACACCUUUUGUACUAUUGAUGUUAAGACGUUAAGUAUGUUUUGCAAAAGGUUAAUUUAUGGGUUUCUGAUUUAUUUAUUUCAAAUAUUUUACAAAAUUACCUAUGAUUGUUCCACUUAGCUUUUAUUUUUGUUCCACUUGCACAUAUUUAAUCAAAUGGUUCAUCUAAUCCUCCCUCCCUCGAUGCCCUCUUCCAAAACUGCCCAUUUUUGUGCUUCAUGAGAGCAUGAAUUUUGUGAUAUUUAUAUUUACUUUUAAAAAAUAUAAAUAAGUGAAUAAGAAAAACAACAACAUUUUGUACCGCUCUCUCUGGGAUUUCCGUUUAAUUAUCGUACUGCUUAUGUGAUUUCCAACCAAUUAUUCACAAUAUUUGUCAGCCGAAACAUAUUGAUGGGUUC
Schistosoma margrebowiei is the source of this 2185-nucleotide messenger RNA. NCBI's taxonomy places the organism in Eukaryota, Metazoa, Platyhelminthes, Trematoda, Strigeidida, Schistosomatidae. The record is from the annotation of a GenBank genome assembly.